CCACAGCCGGAGGCUUGGUUAGAUUCCUAUUCGCCCCUUGAGAUCUCUUCGUAGCUGGCGCUCGUGGCACGAAGCCCCGGCCCCGUGCUCAUUUGCACGGCGGCGGCAGGGCCGCGCCGGGGCAGAGACGGCGGGGCCCAUGGCCGCCCGCAGCGUGAGGGUGGUGGGGCUGGCGGCCGCCGCGGCCGCGAUGACAGGAGGUGUGAUCUAUGCCGUGUGGAGUUACGUGUCCUCCCCACGCGCCGCUGCCGAGUCAGAGUUGCCCCGAACACAUCUGGGGGAGCCUCGGGCUGCUUCUCCUCCCGCCAAAUUGGGGAGGAAAGAGAAGAAAGAAAAGCAUGCGGUGGGGGAUAGCGAGGACGAGCGCAGCACCUCGGCUGUGCCAUCCCGCAGAAGCAGUCAAGACAAAGCACAAAAUAAGCAAGUCCUUGUUCUGGGCCUGGACGGAGCGGGAAAGACCAGUGUCCUCCACACCUUAGCUACCAAUAAAGUCCAGCAUAGCAUUGCCCCACCCAGGGUUAUUAAUGCAGUGUGCAUCAAUAAUGGAGACAUGCAGAUGGGAAAUCUUGAGAUUGGUGGUAGUGAGCCUUUCCGUUCUUACUGGAAGAUGUAUCUCUCCAAGGUGUUGGUGUUGAUUUUUGUGGUGGACUCAGCAGAUCACGGACGAUUACCUGAUGCCAAAAAGCAUCUUCACCAGUUGAUCCAAAAAGAUCCAGCCCUUCCUCUAGUUGUUUUUGCAAAUAAACAGGAUCUUGAAGAUGCAUAUUGUAUCACAGAUAUUCAUGAAGCUUUGGGAUUAUCUGAAAUUGGAGAUGAUAGAAAAUUGUUCCUGUUUGGAACCCACGUAACCAAGAAUGGCGCAGACAUCCCCUCCAGUAUGCAGGACGCAAGAGAACUGAUUGCCCAGCUGGUUUCGGAAGCUCAGUGACCAGUACCGUCUAGUAUCUAUGGGCCGUUAUAAUCAGAGAAUGUUGUAUUGCAAGCUUGAAGCCAAAAAGGUUUUACUUUUAAAUAGAAGACAAACCUUAUCCAUUUUCUUCAAAGCACAUGGAACUUAGAUGACUAACUAAGAUGCUAAUUUACUGAAAGCACCUAUUUUAAUUAGAUACUGACAUUUAAUAUAUACUUAUAUUUUUGAAACUGUUUUUUAGAAACACUGGGGUUUUGUUCAGCAGAAUUAAAAUGUACGUGAAGAAAAAUGAAUUUUCUGCCUGGUUGGAAAAUACUUCAAGAAUCCAUAAUUUUGUGACUGUGCAUAGCCCUCCACCAGAACAGAUUGCAUUCACUGUCUAACUUAGAAGAUGGCUUUUAAUUUUUGCUAUGGCCAAAAAAAUGAAUCACCCUGUUGCCAACCUGGUGAUGAGUCCCUUUUGUAUUGGGCUGGGUCAUAGAAUUUGUCAUUGGACCUAUACUUGAAGUUUUUCCAGCUGGUUAGGAUUUACCUGACUUUGCCCUCUCUUCGCAGAACCUUCAAGAACCCAGGGUCACCUCUAUGCCAUGAUAGGGCAUCAUAAUAAGAUUUUAGUGAAAGCCUUAGGAAAAUCAGAACGAUUUAUUAAGAGAAGACAGUGCCAAGCAAACUGAAGUAGAAAGAUAAAUUGGAAUUAAAAAAUAUAUAUAUUAGGGGCAGCUAGGUGUGCAGUAGAUAAAGCACCAGCCCUAGAUUCAGGAGGACCUGAGUUCGAAUCUGGCAUCAGACACUUGACACUUACUAGC
Dromiciops gliroides (monito del monte) is the source of this 1716-nucleotide messenger RNA. RefSeq names its product ADP ribosylation factor like GTPase 9 (gene ARL9). The record is from RefSeq and is a predicted model, not a curated record. Lineage: Eukaryota; Metazoa; Chordata; Mammalia; Microbiotheria; Microbiotheriidae. Gene Ontology annotation, molecular function: GTPase activity; GTP binding.